AACAAAAAUGUGCACAAGUAUUUUACUUUGUUAUAUGUGUCCAAAUGUAAAUGUAUUCAUGUACAUAUAUGUAAAUUCUUCAAGUGUUAUGUAAAAUGGUGCAAAUAUUACAUGUGUACGCAUUAAAUCAGCUGAUAAACUAAAAAACUGACUACAAAUUUCCAGAUUUAAAGUGAAUAUAUAGUUCGAAGAAAAAAUACACGAUAGUGAGUCUAUUUUUUAAAAAAAUAACUUUGUACAUAUGUGCACGAUUAUAUUGUCUGUUAUAAAGUUUUUAAAAAAUGGUGAAAUACAAUUACUAUGAUUAUUAUUCAAUCUAUCAUGUGCUUUUUUCUUUACUUCUCAGAAAUCAUUAACCAUAAUAAGUAAACAUGUAUAUAUAUUAUAAUACUGUAUAUUGUAAACGAAAAAAAGAAGUAAUAAUAAGAAAAAUGAAUGAGUGGUAUUUUAUUAAUUGUUAACAUGACGUAAAUUAAAAUGUAUAAAUGUUGAUUGUAUCAAUAUUCACGUGUGUACAUAAAGCUUAAAAAAUUUUAUUAUAACCUUAAUAAUUCAAAAAUGUACAAAUUCAAGCCAUUUGUUUUCGUAAAACACGAUUCAGAAUCAUCGUCAAUAGAUAAACAAACUCCAAGAGCUAGAAGUGGCCAUAGAAUAGUGUGUGAUGAAAGAUAUCUUUAUUCUUAUGGUGGCUACAACCCGUGGGUUCCUGACGAUGAUCGUGUGCUAGUUGAUGAUAAAAUUUGGCAAGAAAGUCGACCAUUAUUUAAAGAAUUGUGGAGGUUUAAUUUAACAACAGAAAAAUGGACACUUUUACCAGGACGUGAAAAUUUACCUAAUGAACUAGCAUCAACUGCUGUUAUUUUACGUUCUGGGAAACUAUUAAUUCACGGUGGUACUGCUGCACCAUUUGGUGAAAGUUGCAAUAAUCAAUUGUACGUGUGUGAUUUAGAUACUGGUAAUGUUGAGUUACUCAACGUAAGAGGAACGUUACCAGAUCCUCACUAUGGACAAGCACUUGUUUGCCAUGGCCCUUACCUCUACACUGUUGGGGGAACUACUGGAUUUGAAUAUAGUUGUGAUAUACAUAGGAUUGAUUUAAGAACUGGAGUAUGGGAAAGUGUGUACAUAUGCUCAGGUAGAGAUAUUACAGAACCUGGUGGAAGAUAUAGACAUGAAUUAGCUUACGAUGGAAAGAUGAUUUAUCUUCUAGGAGGUGGUACAUCAUUAGAAUGUUUUGGCUUUACGGAUAUUCCAGCUUUUGACCUAGAAAAAAAUAGAUGGCUUUGUCUUCAAACAUACGGUGACCUAAAUAAUAAUCCAUGGAUUCCUGGUCCACGACGGUCACAUGGGUCUGUACAGUAUACGGAUCCAGCAACAGGUGAAAUAAACGUCAUCAUAUCAGGCGGAUAUACUGGUAUUCAUGUAUACGAUGACGUUUGGAAGCUUAACUUGAAACGACUACAAUGGACAUGUCUCAAAAAAUUUAAUACUGUUUUGCCAAGACCAGUAUAUUUUCAUUCAGCAGCUGUUACACCAGCUGGUCGCAUGUAUACUUUUGGAGGAAUUAACCAAUGUGGAUCACACUUUGAUAGCUCAAGAACAUCAGCAGUUCAUUCUGUUUGGUUGGUUAUACCAAAACUUACUGAAAUAUGUUGGGAUGCAAUAAGUUACUAUUAUAAAGAUUCGUGGAAAGAUAAAACACGAGAUGAAUUAAUAAAUAUCGGAAUACCUUUAAAAUUCAUAAAACGCUUAGGUUUCGAAAACUAAAUGACGCAUUUGUUCAUUUCAUGAUUAUUUACUGUUUUACUUUUCAACAAAACCUUUACAGCGAUAUUCAUUUUUCAAUAUUAUGGUAUAUUUUUUUAUAGUGAAUUUCAAUAAAUAUAUUGAAAAAUGCAUAAUUAUUAACAUAAGUUGAAUGAAUUGUGUUUCUAGUUUUAUUGUUUAUUUAUAAUAAUUGGCUUUACAGUUGAUAUAAUAAACUAUAUAAU
Chelonus insularis is the source of this 1991-nucleotide messenger RNA. RefSeq names its product scruin like at the midline (gene slim). The record is from RefSeq and is a predicted model, not a curated record. Lineage: Eukaryota; Metazoa; Arthropoda; Insecta; Hymenoptera; Braconidae. Gene Ontology annotation, biological process: positive regulation of stress-activated MAPK cascade. Gene Ontology annotation, molecular function: protein binding. The coding region runs from base 559 to 1767 and encodes 402 amino acids. The transcript has 3 exons.